This is a messenger RNA of Brachypodium distachyon (stiff brome), 1194 nucleotides long. RefSeq lists its product as uncharacterized. The record is from RefSeq and is a predicted model, not a curated record. NCBI's taxonomy places the organism in Eukaryota, Viridiplantae, Streptophyta, Magnoliopsida, Poales, Poaceae. Bases 204 to 644 code for a protein of 146 amino acids. The transcript is spliced from 4 exons.
CUUCGGCUCGAUUGGCUCGUUGGGGCUGGAGACCCCGACCAGAGCACACUUGGCCGGCCCUCACGACCCUCACCCAACCCAACCACAGCAAGCCAAUCAGCCCAUCAAGGAUUCACUCUCCUCAGUCAGUCCUCAGCUCACUCUCCCUCUCUCCUUCACGCGCAACGCCCAGCUUCCAUCUCCCCUGCAAGCGAGGUUCCACAAUGUCGAGGCGGCGAUCGAGGGUUGGGCGGAUGGACGCUGCGAUCGACCACUUCACCCCGAUGGGCUACAAGGAGACCCAAGUCCGCAGCGUCGUCAACAGCCUCCUCAAGGUGUAUGGGAACGAUGGGUGGCCGCUCCUGGAGGGAGACUGCUACGAGGUGGUGCAGCAAGAGCUCUUCAAGCAGGAGGAGGAGGAGGAGAAGCUGCAGCUGCAGGAGCAGAAGCAGCAGCCGGUGGAGGAUGUCGAGGAGGAGGGGGGGAGCUCAACAACAAGAAGCAGCAAUGCCAUUCUGAGGGUGCACACUGACGUACCAUCUGAGGCUGUGUUAACAGUUGAUGAAAAAGAGGAAGUGGUCCCUAUGAUCAUCGAUGCGCCUGCUCUCAGAGAUAUGCUGCCACAUCCUCUACCUGCAGUUAUUGGUCGCACAAGGCGUCCUUGAUAUGGAUGGACCAGUGAGUCUGAGAGUGAUUCGGACUAUGAAGAACAUCUUGGCAAUCGGCAACAUGAGGUGCAUGUCCCAACUAGGCAACUACAGGAGGAGACGCUUUGCAAGACGAAUCGGCCGAGUAGAUAGGAUGUGAAGUGAAGUAUAACUGGAGAGCAGGCUGGUGCAAGGCCACAGCAGGAUUGCAACACUGGGCUGGGUGUUGAUGUGGUCUGAAGAAGUGAUACUGUAAUGCUAGUAUAUACAUCAUAUACAUGUAGUAAUAUGGAGAACAGAGUUUGCAGUGGUAAUGCAUAUGUAGUAAUAUGGAGAACUGAGUUUGCGGUGGUAAUGUGACCCUAGUGUUAAUGUUGUGGUAUGGGGAAAUGAUGCGGGGAAUUCAGUUGGAUUAUGUUGGGUAAUUCAGUUUGCAGUUGAAAAACUGAAUUCCUGUGCUGUUGUUAGUGUUACCCCAUUUCCCAUGGAGUGCAGUAUCACAGUUGCAGCUGCUCCAACAGUGCUACUGUUGGCUAGUCCUACAUAUAUUUAACCAGUUUUUUCAGAA